Molecule: messenger RNA, 1695 nt
Organism: Penicillium atrosanguineum
Lineage: Eukaryota; Fungi; Ascomycota; Eurotiomycetes; Eurotiales; Aspergillaceae
Product: putative amino acid transporter
Exons: 6
Coding region: 1-1695 (564 amino acids)
Biological process (GO): amino acid transmembrane transport
Cellular component (GO): endoplasmic reticulum
Molecular function (GO): amino acid transmembrane transporter activity
Source: RefSeq, a predicted model, not a curated record
AUGCCCCUGGAGGAGGGAGAACAUGAUCCUCCGACUGGACAAAAUGACCAGCAUGAUCAUGAAUCGGCUUCCUUGCUAUCACCGACCGAUCAAGAGGAGGAAGGCCUUAUCGUCCAUCCUGAUCCGGCCGGUUCCCCAGGUCCCCUCAACCGCCCCCGAUCCAAGCGCCAAUCCUCGAUAUCACAGCCUACUCUAGAUGGACAUCGCCGUACGCCCAGGACUACCAAUAGGGUUCGAUUUGUGGAGGAAUCCGCAGAGGAGGAAGACGACCAGCUUUCAAAUGGUCGAGCUUACAGCCCCGACGAUGCGCAAUGGCUCGACGAAGAAGAUUACGAGUUCAAUGAGCAUUUGGAGUCCGGAAAUCGCAGCGGGGGACAAUCAGUGCCACUACUGACAAAUAUUGAAGCUCCCAGCGUGACCUUAGCGACUUCGGAAGACUUCUUCCCGGAAGAUCACCUUGAAGACGCGAGACCUCGAAGCGGGAUGAAAAUGGCCUUCAUGAACAUGGCUAAUAGCAUUAUUGGUGCCGGUAUCAUCGGUCAGCCGUAUGCGCUCCGUCAAGCGGGUCUUACAAUGGGCAUUCUGCUCUUGACAGCGCUGACUGUGACGGUGGAUUGGACUAUUCGCCUCAUCGUGAUCAAUUCGAAGCUCAGUGGAGCGGACUCCUUCCAGGCUACUAUGCAAUACUGCUUUGGGAGAAGUGGUCUUAUUGCUAUAUCAAUUGCGCAAUGGGCGUUCGCGUUUGGUGGUAUGGUCGCGUUUUGUAUCAUUGUGGGUGAUACGAUACCGCACGUUUUCGCCGCCCUCUUUCCCUCGCUGCGCAACAUGUCAUUCUUGUGGCUGCUGACGGACCGUCGAGCUGUGAUUGUUCUAUUUGUCCUUUGCGUCUCAUAUCCGCUUUCGCUUUAUCGGGACAUUGCCAAAUUGGCGAAAGCAUCUGCUCUCGCGCUCGUCAGCAUGAUCGUAAUCGUCGUCACGGUCAUUACCCAAGGAUUCCGGGUGCCAAGUGAAUCGAGGGGGGAGUACAAGAGCAUUCUUAUUGUGAACUCGGGCUUCUUCCAGGCCGUUGGUGUGAUUUCCUUUGCCUUUGUUUGCCACCACAACAGUCUCCUGAUCUAUGGAUCUCUGAAGAAACCCACACUAGAUCGCUUUGCCAAGGUCACACAUUAUUCGACUGUAGUCUCUUUGUGCAUGUGUCUAGCCAUGGGCCUCGCGGGAUUUUUGUCCUUUGGAUCGAAGACUCAAGGAAAUGUGCUCAAUAAUUUCCCAGCCGACAAUAUCCUGGUCAACAUUGCCCGACUAUGUUUCGGCUUGAACAUGCUCACUACCCUUCCACUGGAAGCAUUCGUCUGUCGAUCAGUUAUGACAACUUACUACUUCCCAGAUGAACCAUUCAACCCUAACCGGCACUUGAUUUUUACAACGACUCUGGUUGUGACAUCAAUGGUGCUGGCGUUGGUGACAUGUGAUCUAGGCAGCGUGUUCGAAUUGAUUGGUGCAACUAGUGCUGCCGCCCUGGCAUACAUCUUCCCUCCGCUCUGUUGGAUCAAACUUAGCAGUGCUACUCGGAAAGAAAAGAUUCCCGCAUAUCUAUGUGUUGGAUUUGGGCUUGUUGUCAUGGGUGUGAGUGUAGUGCAAGCUGUUGCAAAGAUCAUUCGAAGCGACGGCGAGGGUAGCUCAUGUGGAGCUCCUUGA